Acanthoscelides obtectus is the source of this 1712-nucleotide messenger RNA. NCBI's taxonomy places the organism in Eukaryota, Metazoa, Arthropoda, Insecta, Coleoptera, Chrysomelidae. The record is from the annotation of a GenBank genome assembly.
CAUCUGUCACUUGUGGGUUACUUAACCUCAAAUUUUGUUUUGUAAUUGGAAUUAGUGUUUUGCUUUUGAUCUAGUACGAGUAUUGCAGUGGUUUUACAGUUUUCACUCACUAUUACUCAUGAGUCCAACGUAGCAAUUUCAUAUUCAGCUUGCACUAUUUAUGGAAAGUUAAGUUGAAGCUAGAAGUUAACUCAAGAAUGGCUGAACAAUCCUUCCAAGACUUAAAACUGGACUCUUGGAUUUUAAAGCAAUGCACAGCAAUAGGAGUUAAACAUCCUACUUCAAUUCAGGCCAGUUGUAUACCAAAAAUCUUAGCUGGCAAAGAUUGUAUAGGUGCUGCUAAAACAGGUAGUGGUAAAACAUUGGCAUUUGCAUUACCUAUUAUCCAGAAAUUAUCCGAAGAUCCCUAUGGAAUAUUUGGAUUGAUUUUGACUCCAACAAGAGAACUGGCAUUCCAAAUUGCUGAUCAAUUUGCAGUUAUCGGAAAGCCCAUAAAUCUAAAGAUAUGUGUUAUUGUUGGAGGUAUGGAUAUGGUAGAACAAGGCAUUCAGCUGUCAAAGAGGCCACACAUAGUGGUUGCAACACCUGGCCGUUUGGCGGAUCACUUGGAAAGCUGCAAUACUUUUUCAUUGUCCAAGAUACAGUUUUUGGUGCUAGAUGAGGCUGAUAGAUUGUUGAGUGGGCAGUUUGAUGAUCACAUCAAAACCAUAUUCAAGGUUCUACCAAGACAGAGACAGAAUUUGUUCUUUUCUGCUACUAUAACUGACGCUUUGGAAAAACUAAAAGAGGUAGUUGAAGUGACAAAAACUGAAGUAUUCAUGUACGAGGCACCAUCACAAACCGAUGCAGCCACUGUAGAAGAAUUGGAUCAACAAUAUGUUCUUUGUCCAAAAGAUGUUAAAGAUGCAUAUCUUGUGCAAGCAAUCAGAGAGUUCAGAGGAACAGAUGCAAAAGGAAACAUAAUUAUAUUUACCAACACAUGCAGGACAUGCCACGUACUUUCAAUGACUCUAAAUGAAGUUGGAUUUGAAAAUGUGGCAUUACACGGCAUGAUACCGCAAAUCCAAAGGUUGACAGCUCUUGCAAGAUUUAAAAGCAACACAGUUAGGAUACUUAUAGCUACAGAUGUAGCUAGUAGAGGCUUAGAUAUACCUACAGUUGCUCUGGUGAUAAAUCAUACUCUUCCAAAGUUACCUAAGGAAUACAUACAUAGAGUUGGGAGAACUGCAAGAGCUGGCAGAUGUGGUAAAGCUAUAUCAUUGGUGACUCCUUAUGAUAUAACAUUGCUCCAGAAAAUUGAAGAGCAUAUACAUGUGAGCUUAAAGGAAAUGCAAGUUGAUGAUGCUGAAGUCGGCAAAAUAUUUGCACAAGUAUCACUGACAAAAAGUGAAUCUUACAUGCGGUUAGAUGAGAGUGAUUUCUUUGAAAAAAGUUUAAUAAACAAGAGGAAAAAGUGGAUCUUGGAGGGCUUAGAUCCAGACGAAGAAGAGGCGAAAUUACUAAAAAGUAAAUUGAAAAACAAAAAACGGAAGAAACAGAAAACAGACGAAUGUACUGUAAAGUAAAUAUAUGUUCAAACAACAUGAUCUGAUUUCAAUCGAACCUUAUCUCUGGAAUGAAGUUUCUGUAUUAAUUUCCCCAUCCUCGAGAUAGAACUAAUACUCUUAUAUAAUAAAACAAGUGUUACAGUCACUUCUAAUGGUGAUGGCGCC